Molecule: messenger RNA, 222 nt
Organism: Serpula lacrymans var. lacrymans S7.9
Lineage: Eukaryota; Fungi; Basidiomycota; Agaricomycetes; Boletales; Serpulaceae
Exons: 2
Source: RefSeq, a predicted model, not a curated record
CUAUCAAAGCGCCGUAAAAGCUUGGUUGAUGACUCAAAGUCUGAAGUCGAAGUCACAAGUGAGCCAAGCUUCCAUCAUCGUUACUCUCAGUUGACCGAUAUAAUACAGAAAAGUCAAAGCAAGCAAAACGCAAAGCUGAGGAAACCGAAACGACUAGUGAACAUGCCGAUACGGAUGUCCCUCGCCGAAAGAAGAAAGCACCAUUAUCCUCGCCUGAUUUGA